GCACUCGGCGUCCUACACGAGCGAUACUUUCAGGGGUACGGGGCUGCUUCUGACAGGGAAGGGUGGCUUCGCCAGCUCAAGCCGGCUUUUGCGGCAACCUGUAGGCUUCGGCACGUGCACGACCAUCUUCACCAUUCGAUCAAUCUUCCCUACAGGAACUGCACACGCCAAGAGAGUCCGACGAUUCUGCCAUCAGCUUUGCAUACCCAUACGCCAUCAUCACCAUAUAAUCGGCCCGUCCAGAUGUCACAAGCGGAGCUUUCACAGUCUGCAGCGGUCGCUCCAUCAAUAACGCCUGGCACCAGCACCUGGAAAUGUCACUGGAAUAGCUGUCCCGGCGUGUUCGCCAACACGCCCUCUUUGGUAUCCCACCUCGAAUCGAGCCAUUUGUCCCUGGAGGACGAGGCCAAGUGCAAGUGGACAGGGUGUGAAAAGUACGGAGUCGAACAAGAGUCCAAGGAUACACUCCGUAUUCAUUGUCAAAGUCAUAUCUUCGAAGAGCUUGCGUGCCCGUUACCUGAGUGUGACGAGAGAUUCAGUCGUCCUGACCAGUUGGCCAAGCACGUCAAAUCUGUCCACGAGUUACAAACGCUAAGAGAGGCAGUAUACAAGGCCAAAAGUGUGGAGAACAAGUCUGAAGGAGAGCUCUUGAAAAUAAUCGAGCAGAAUUACGAGUUGAAGAGCCCUUGGUGGUUCGGCAAUAAGUUUGUGGGCGUGUUGAAUGGGGUUGCCGGAACAGAAGAUCAUGAAGACAGCACUAAGAAACGCAAGUUGGCAGAAUCCACCGAAGUUCCGGUUCGGACGUUGUACAAAUUACCCCUUGACUUCAAGCAGCACAAAGUCGCCAGUUUAAGGUAUAAGAAUUUCGUGGAAAAUAAAAGCUUACUAUUUGGACCAGGUCUUGCGCCCACCCAUAACAUGAAUAUUAUCAGGAGGCAGAAAUUGUGGGAGAGGCUUGAGCGCAGUGGGGGAGAGGAGGACGACCAAGAAGAAGAGCUCGCUCUCUAUAACCAGCAGUUCCACGACCAUAUCGAAAAAGACAGCGAUGGAAUCAAGAGACAGUACAAAAAACUCCACACCGAGAGCUUGGAACAUGCCAAUGUGGACGAGCUCAAACGGGUGUACACGCAGAUGGAAAACCAACUUCAUACUGCAAACCGCAUUAACCAAAUUGUGAGCGAGCAGCUCGAGAAGUGCGUGCAAGAGAAAAGACAAUUGUGGCUUAUCAACCAAUUGUUAGUGGAUGCCAAUGUUGAGCUAGGCAUCCCUCCCGAGGAAUCUCAGACACCACAGCGGGUGAUAAGAGAUAAAUAUGACGAGGAGUUGCUCAACAGGUAGCGGCGAUUUGGACUCGGGCGAGACAUUUGGAUGUAUGGUUUGACUUUUGGCUACAUUCCACCAUAGGCGUGGGAAGUUGAUGCAAAUAAUGUACAUAUAACCCUUGGAACAUAUUCGCUGAGGACCAAAAUAAUGUAAUUGUGGACCCAUACAAUCGGACCAUAAUGUGUAGGCGUGGAAGGGGAUGGGAUCAUGAGCCGCGAGUGUGUUAAGUAUAGGCGUGAUCCAGGGAGAGUCCGGUGGGAUGACGGGCCAGAUGUGGUUGGAGAUGACAGCAGGCGGAGAUCGGUAGAGAAGAGAGAAUGCGAGCAUACGGGAGGAGUACGAGUACGCUCCUGACUGUUGGUGAAACCAGCAAGAUUCCAGGCGAUGGAAUGGGGUCAGCUUACUAUUU
Molecule: messenger RNA, 1732 nt
Organism: Suhomyces tanzawaensis NRRL Y-17324
Lineage: Eukaryota; Fungi; Ascomycota; Pichiomycetes; Serinales; Debaryomycetaceae
Exons: 1
Coding region: 244-1338 (364 amino acids)
Biological process (GO): regulation of transcription by RNA polymerase II
Cellular component (GO): nucleus
Molecular function (GO): DNA-binding transcription factor activity, RNA polymerase II-specific; RNA polymerase II cis-regulatory region sequence-specific DNA binding
Source: RefSeq, a predicted model, not a curated record